CAAUCAGCGACACCACUGAGCUAAAACAAGCAUCGACUCGCACUUUACUAAAAAGUUCUUACUUGAAUAAGUAAUGAACAUACAGAAACCUCUUUAAUGAAAGAACUACUUUACUGCGCUAAAACGCCAUUUGUUAAAUCUUCGUCUCCCGAUUAACUCGUCUCGGUUGCACGUUGAAGCGUCUCGAGUUGACUUCGCUCAUUUAGCUUAGCUUGCUAGCCGCUAACACAGAGACGCCUUUGUUGUCGCUAACCAAAGACCAAGUGUGAGUCUAAAGUGUCGUAUUGUCGUAUGAAAAUGUGUGCAAAACUUGUGCUCGACGAUUACGAGGAGGAACUUUGUCGAACAAUGGAGGAGAACGAGCCACAUCGUCAACGACUGGACGCUGUUUUCAAGCAGCCUCGAGUUGUGUUCCACAAAGCAGAUGUCCGUGAAGAUGAUCGUCAUCUUGAGAAGCAGGAGCUGGAGCCCUCACACUUUAAAGAGGAUGAGGAGCAAGAGCCCUCCUACAUUAAAGAGGAAGAGCAGGAGGCUGAUAUCACUCAGUUUCCGUUGACUGUCAUUGUGAAGAGUGAAGAUGAGGAAGAAGAAGAAGAAGGUGAUGGAGACCACUGUGGAGGAUCACGAGCAAACAUCGUCUUAGCUCCACUAUCAGAUAGCGACGAGACAACGUCACACUCUCCUGUCGCUGAUGAUGAUGAUGAUGAUGAUGAUGAUGAUGAUGAACACUCAAAAGGUGAUAUGUCAUGUCACGCUGACGACAAACACGUCAAGUGUUCUCACUGUGACAAGACCUUUGCCAAAGAGUAUUUGUUAAAAAUACACACGAGAACACACACAGGCGAGAAACCCUAUGCUUGCUCAGUUUGUGGUAAAAGAUUCACUCAGAAGGGACAGUUAAUAGGACACUCAAGAACGCACACUGGGGAGAAGCCUUUUUCCUGCUCAGUUUGUCCUAAAAGAUUCUCUGAAAAGGGACAUUUAAGAGUACACACAAGAACACACACAGGAGAUAAACCUUUUGCCUGCUCGGUAUGUGGCAAAAAAUUCUCCGAAAAGGGAAGUUUAAGUCGGCACACAAGAACACACACUGGUGAGAAACCUUUUGCCUGCUCGGUUUGCGACGAAAGAUUCUCUGUAAAGAUUGGUUUAACAAAUCACACAAGAAACCACACUGGUGAGAAACCUUUCAUCUGCUCAGUUUGUGGUAAAAGUUUCACUCAAAAGGGACAUUUAAUAACUCACACAAAGACACACACUGGGGAGAAAACUUUUGCCUGCUCCGUUUGUGGUCUCCGAGUAACUCAAAAGAUUCAUUUAACAACUCACAUGAGAAUACACACUGGAGAGAAACCUUUUGCCUGCUUAAUUUGUGAUAAAAGAUUCUCCGAAAAGGGAAGCUUAAUUAGGCACACGAGGACACACACUGGAGAGAAACCUUUUGCUUGUUUAGUUUGUGGCCAAAGAUUCUCUGACAAGGGACAUUUAAGAACACACACAAGAACACACACUGGAGAGAAACCUUUUGUUUGUUCCGUUUGUGGUAAAGGAUUCGCUGAAAAUAGAAAUUUAAAAACUCACUCAAGAACACACACUGGAGAGAAACCUUUUGCCUGCUCAGUCUGUACCUUAACUUUCAUUGAUCGUUCAGGACUGAAUAAACACAUGAGAACACACACUGGUGAGAAACCGUUCAGUUGCCGUGUGUGUGAUGAACGAUUCUCUUUUAAUUAUCAGCUGAACAAACACAAGUGCACCGGUGAGAAGAGCAACUGCAAAUGAUCGUUUAAAUUAUCUGUAAAGAAACGGAUUCAUCUUGUUACGCUGUGAAAGUGUAUGUGAUCCGAAAUCAA
Phycodurus eques (leafy seadragon) is the source of this 1853-nucleotide messenger RNA. RefSeq names its product gastrula zinc finger protein XlCGF57.1-like. Gene Ontology annotation, molecular function: RNA polymerase II cis-regulatory region sequence-specific DNA binding; DNA-binding transcription factor activity. Lineage: Eukaryota; Metazoa; Chordata; Actinopteri; Syngnathiformes; Syngnathidae. The transcript is spliced from 2 exons. The record is from RefSeq and is a predicted model, not a curated record. The coding region runs from base 292 to 1782 and encodes 496 amino acids. Gene Ontology annotation, biological process: regulation of transcription by RNA polymerase II.